Messenger RNA from Siniperca chuatsi (mandarin fish), 1940 nucleotides. Its product is annotated as trace amine-associated receptor 1-like. The record is from RefSeq and is a predicted model, not a curated record. Lineage: Eukaryota; Metazoa; Chordata; Actinopteri; Centrarchiformes; Sinipercidae. Bases 683 to 1744 code for a protein of 353 amino acids. Gene Ontology annotation, cellular component: membrane. Gene Ontology annotation, molecular function: trace-amine receptor activity. Gene Ontology annotation, biological process: adenylate cyclase-activating adrenergic receptor signaling pathway. The transcript has 2 exons.
CCCAGUGUCAGGCAGGGUCCCAGGUUGUGGCAGUUUUACCAUAGGGGAGCCUUCUGGUGGCACUGUAGAGUUGGCCACUGCUGUAUGGGGUAAGGGGGCAGCGUCUCUUCUGGCUGUUGCUGUAAGUAGCGGUGCGCCAGUCGCUGACUUCUGAUCGGAAGAGGUGGCAGCGUGAUAUGACGCUACUGGAAGGGCUGAGUGGGUACCUCAGAAAGGCGUGAGGGAGAGAUGGCAUCAUUUACAGCUGUUGGCGUCAGCUUCUGCUUGACUGCUCCUCGAUGUUCUCUCCUCUGUAGCUUGUUCUUCGUGCGCACUGAUCCGCUGCUCUGCUGACUUGUUGCUUUGAGGCGAGCAAUGAGUUUGUCAAUCUCUCUAAGCGAAAUCAUCGUCUCAGAUCCCACUUCCGAUACCAAUCAUGGCCAAGGAGCACAUUCGUAGUUUGCAUUGCAUUUGUAUACAGUGCAGUAUAUCUUAUAUUACUACUAAAAAAAGUUAAAAAGUUACUUUGAAAUAGUUCAAACAGACUUAAGGACAAACCUACACAGUUAGUGUCUCUCAUAUCACAUGCAAACAUGAAUGUAGUGUAUCCCAUCUGAUUGGACAACACACCUUUGAAUUAAUUAUGGUAAUUAGGUGGGAGUUGAUUAUUGAAGUCCUAAGGUUCUGAACAAUGCAACAGUGAAUGAGGACACACAUCAACACUGAUGUGUCAGCUAACUUGAGGUGUAUGGAAUCGAGAGACAUGGAUCCAGAAGUGACUGUCAACGGGACUUACACUGUUAAUGACAUACAUCCUUGCUAUGAAUCAGAUAAUACACCUUAUGUAUUUACAAACAACCCUUCCAUAAUAUGUGUGUUAUUAUAUAUUUUCCUUGGUGCAUUGUCUGUUGUCACAAUAUGUGGAAACCUUCUUGUAAUAAUCUCCAUCAUUUACUUCAAACAGCUCCACUUACCUACUAACUACCUCAUCCUGUCUCUGGCUGUGGCUGACCUGCUUGUAGGAGUUUUAGUCUUUCCUUUCAGCAUGGCAGUCACUGUAACCUCAUGUUGGUAUCAUACAACUAUAUUUUGUAAAGUACGAGGAAGCUUUGAUGUUACACUGAGCACAGCUUCUAUUUUGAAUUUAUGCUGUAUUUCAAUUGACAGAUAUUAUGCAGUAUGUCAGCCUCUAGCUUAUAAAAGUAAAAUAAAUGAUUGUGUUAUUGGGAUUAUGAUCCUGGUGAGCUGGGGAGUUUCUGCUCUAAUUGGAAUUGGCAUCAUAAUUGCAGGUUUUAAUCAAGGAAAAUGUGGAGAAAGUUGUUUAAUUGAUGCUCUAAUAUCAACCACUCUGGCAUAUAUUUUCUCCUUUUAUAUCCCGGCAAUCAUAAUGCUCUGUAUAUACCUGAAAAUAUUCCUUGUUGCACAAAGACAAGCAAACAGCAUCCAGAACACAACCUGUCAGAGCACCAAGUCUGGAGCAACUGUCAGUAAGAUGGAAAGAAAGGCCACCAAAACUCUGGCUAUAGUCAUGGGAGUUUUUCUCUUAUGCUGGAGUCCUUACUUUCUUUUUAUCAUCUUUCAGCCUUUAACAUACGAUGUAACACCAAUUGCUGUGAUUGAAACACUUAACUGGCUUGCAUUGUCAAAUUCAAUGCUCAAUCCAUUAAUUUAUGCUUUCUUUUACCGCUGGUUCAGAUCAGCUUUCAGAAUGAUCAUUUCUGGAAAAAUAUUUCAAGGUGAUUUUGCUAACUCAAAAUUGUUUUGAUUGUUGAUUUGAAUGUUCAGAUACCAUUUUAACUGGAGAAUAAUGACAGGUUGAAACAAUAAUGAUUAACUUAUACCACUAUAAUAUAUUUACUAUAUUCACUGUCUGAGCAAAAUUGACUGUAUAUACACUUGUAGUUCUUAUUUAACAAUACUAACUGUAAAAUAAAAACUGUUUGGCAUUAAUUUCAACACAA